Molecule: messenger RNA, 1218 nt
Organism: Symbiodinium sp. CCMP2592
Lineage: Eukaryota; Dinophyceae; Suessiales; Symbiodiniaceae
Source: the annotation of a GenBank genome assembly
AUGCUAGCUGGGUUUCCCCCAUGUGCAUUUCCGGGCGAGAAGACCCAAAUUGCGUAUCGAAUUUUCGACCUGUCCGAACCGACGGAGCAUGCAGGCCGCCUGACGGAAGAGAUUCGAAGGAGAGAGGAAGGAAAGAAAAAGAUCGAAGCAGAGCUAGAGUCUUUGCAGGCAAGCCUGGCGACAGCGCGCGAGGAGUUGGCGGCAUGUAGGCAGACCGAGCAAAACGCUCAGGAGGAGCUCCUGAAGGUCGAAGGAACUUGUGCGGUCGAAGAGUUACGGGUGCUGCGCCAUCAGGUCAGUGACUUGGAGGACUUGUGCAAAGCCCCGUCGCUUAGCGCCAGCGCACGACGCCUCUACAACCAAGAGGUGAGUGUGCUGAAGCACCAGCAGCAAACCAAGUGUGCCAGGUACAGCAUCGAGACAGCGUCCUUGGAAGACAUUGCCGCAGAGACCAUUGAGGGUCUUCAGGAUGGCGAAGUGCAGAAGGAGACUGCCGAAGAUUCCAUGUCGGAACCAGAGGCUGAUUACAGCUCCCCGGUUCCGAACGGAAGCUCGGAGCUUCAAGGCGCAGAGCCGACAGCGCUGUCUGAAGAUGAAGUUCGCCAAGACGAUGCUCAAGAGGUGCCAGAAAAGCCAACACCAGCUUGGCACAUCCUGACACAUCCCCGGCUGGCUGAUAAUGAUCCCCGCAAUCCCCGGGCUGCCCCAUUGGCCAGCACAUGUGGUGCCAGGGCGCGGACGUCGCUGCUGCUCCUUGCAAGCAUUAGCAUCAUUACCAAUCACAAGCUGUUUCCCCACGACGUUCAAUGGAUGGCAGAGCUCGGGAGCCUGGAGCCGGAGAUCGAGCGAGCUUGCGAAGUGGAAGAUUUCGACUUGGCCGAGGAGCUGGAGUCUCGGCGGAAGACGCUGACCCAGAAGCUCGAAGAUGCUGAGGAGGAAUUGGCGACGCUGAGGAGAAAGCUGGAUGAAACUGGCAGCGAGAAGGUGGAGCCAGCGGAGGAGGAGCCAGCGCAGGAGGAGCCAGCGCAGGAGGACACGCCUGGAGAGUUGGAGGAGAAGUGGGAGAAGGCAGAGGUGGAAGUGAAAGAGGAUGUCAGCACAGAGGAGCCGAGAAGUGAAGUGCCCGCAUCAGCCUGUCAGCAGUAUGUGGGAGAGGCUUGUGCAAUUCUCAGAAGUCGACAUGUUUUGAACAUCGGGGCCCGCGAGGUACAGGAGUGA